ACCCGCGCAGGCCCAGUGGCCGAACGGCGACCUGGGGCUACCCCGCCAGCUCCAGCGCCGCUUCCUUGGUCACUGCCCGGGGAGAGCCGGAGGAUGAGCUGAACCUCGCAGCCGCUGCUAUCUCCAGCGCUCAUCACAGGGCAUGGUGUCUAUCUGAAGAAUAUUUUACUUUCAAAGGAAGGAUGCUGUCUCCAGAUGAUAAAAUGUUAGGAAAACUGGAUCCAUUUUAUCGAUCUUCAGUGUCCAAGCAGAAGACCAGUGCAGAAAUCAUAAGUGAAGCACGAAAUGCAUUAAGAACAGUUAGAACCCAAAGACCAUUUACACCACAGGAAGCCCAAAGAAAACUAUUCGGACCUGCAUCCUCAAGAACGUCAGAAAAUAGACCUCCUUCCUCCUUCAGCCUCCAUGCAUCCAGUUUUGAGUCAUCUGAUUCCAGGCCUAUCUCUGGCACACGUCUUAGUCCACUAGAGCUGAAACCGAAAGUUCCAGCAUCUCCCACCAGAGAGGAGGAUUCCUGCUUUUCCUUUCCUAAGCCCCCAGUGGACCCUGCGAAGAUUAGAAGAAUAAGCAGUGCCAGGGCUCGCUUAUUCAGGGCUGCCUCCCAGGGGGCCCUUCUGCCGGACAGAUCCCUUCCUCCCUCUGACUCAAAGAAGACAGUGGAAUCCAAAGAAACAGUUAUGAUGGGGGACUCUGUGGUGAAAAUAAAUGGGAUUUAUUUAACAAAAUCAAAUGCUAUUUGCCACUUAAAGAGUCACCCACUUCAGCUAACUUAUGAUGGAGGCUUCAGUGAAAUAAAGGAGCAAGAAAUGUUCAAAGGAACAACAUCCUUACCAUCUCAUCUCAAGAGUGGAGGGGACCAGGGGAAGAGACAUGCAAGGGCCUCGUCACGCCCCAGUAGCUCAGACCUGAGCAGGCUGCAAACCAAAGCAGUCCCAAAAGCUGACCUGCAAGAAAAGGACGCAGAAAUAGAAGUAGACGAAGUCUUUUGGAAUACGAGGAUUGUACCGAUUUUGCGUCAAUUAGAAAAGGAAGAAAACAUUGAAACGGUUUGUGCUGCUUGCACAGAACUUCAUCAUGCUUUAGAGGAAGGAAACAUGCUUGGAAAUAAAUUUAAGAGAAGAAGUAUUCUCCUGAAGACCCUAUGUAAACUAGUUGAUGUUGGUUCAGACUUGCUCAGCCUUAAACUUGCAAAAAUAAUUCUAGCACUUAAAGUGAGUAGAAAGAAUCUUCUUAAUGUCUGCAAACUUAUAUUUAAAAUUAGCAGGAAUGAGAAGAAUGAUUCUUUGAUUCAAAAUGACAGCAUUCUGGAAUCAUUGUUGGAGGUACUAAGAAGUGAAGACCUGGAAACUAACAUGGAAGCUUUUUUAUACUGUAUGGGGUCUAUAAAGUUCAUUUCUGGAAAUCCAGGAUUUCUUAAUGAAAUGAUCAGCAAAGGUGCUGUGGAAAUACUGAUAAAUUUGAUAAACCAAAUAAAUGAGAACACCGAGAAAUGUGGUACAUGUUUGCCUAAUUCGGGCCACUUGCUAGUCCAGGUGACUGCUACGUUGAGAAACUUGGUUGAUUCACCAUUAGUAAGAACUAAGUUCCUAAGCAUCAGUGCCCUUCCCCAGCUCUGUACGGCGGUGGAACAGUACAUGGGUGACAAGGACGUCUGUACCAAUAUUGCCAGAAUAUUCAGCAAACUUACUUCUUACCGUGACUGCUGUGCAGCCUUGGCCAGCUAUUCCAGAUGUUAUGCCUUAUUUCUGAAUCUAAUUAACAAAUACCAGAAGAAGCAGGAUUUAGUCGUCCGUGUUGUUUUUAUUCUUGGCAACCUGACGGCGAAAAAUAACCAGGCUCGUGAACAAUUUUCCAAAGAGAAAGGGAGCAUCCAAACUCUGCUGUCAUUAUUCCAGAUGUUCCAUCAGCUGGAUCUGCAGUCCCAGAAGCCGGUGGGCCAACGAGGCGAGCAGCACAGGGCGCAGAGGCCACCGUCAGAGGCAGAGGACGUGCUCAUCAAGCUGACCCGCGUGCUGGCCAACAUUGCCAUCCACCCGGGCGUGGGCCCGGUACUGGCCGCCAACCCGGCGAUAGUGGGCCUGCUCCUGACCACGCUGGAAUACAAGUCACUUGAUGAUUGUGAGGAGCUGGUGAUCAAUGCUACAGCAACAAUCAACAAUUUAUCUUACUACCAAGUGAAGAAUUCCAUAAUUCAAGACAAAAAGCUAUAUAUUGCUGAAUUGCUCUUAAAACUUCUUGUCAGUAACAACAUGGAUGGAAUCCUGGAGGCUGUGCGUGUUUUCGGAAAUCUCUCCCAGGACCGUGAUGUCUGUGAUUUCAUUGUGCAGAACAAUGUCCACAGGUUCAUGAUGGCGCUGCUGGAUGCUCAGCAUCAGGAUAUCUGCUUUUCUGCCUGUGGUGUUCUCCUCAAUCUCACUGUGGAUAAAGACAAGCGUGUCAUCCUGAAAGAAGGAGGUGGCAUCAAGAAGUUAGUGGAUUGUUUAAGAGACUUUGGUCCUACUGAUUGGCAGCUGGCCUGCUUGGUUUGUAAAACUUUAUGGAACUUCAGUGAAAACAUCACUAAUGCUUCGUCAUGUUUUGGAAAUGAAGACACCAACACACUUUUACUCCUGCUCUCAUCAUUUUUAGAUGAAGAACUAGCACUGGAUGGCAGUUUUGAUCCAGACCUAAAAAACUAUCACAAACUCCACUGGGAAACAGAAUUCAAACCUGCGGCACAGCAGCUUCUCAACCGAAUUCAGAGACAUCACACCUUCCUAGAACCCCGGCCCAUUCCCUCUUUCUCACAUGAUGCAGGUGAACAGUAGAAACAGGAAGUCACGUCUCCCUCAUUCUUAAGAACUGGUAACAAAUGUGAACAUUUUUUUCAGGAUUAACAAACGUGGAAAGUUUUUCAAGAACUGGUUUUAGUGAGUAGCCGAAGUAUUUUUUAAAAAUAAGCAUUUCUUCUUGUUAGGUAUUAUGGAAAAAUGUAUAUACAUGUUAUAUUUCCUGUUAUGAGAAAUGUAAGAUGAAAAUAUAUGCAUUUUUAAGUAAAUGACUUUUUCUUCUAUUCUCUAUUAAACAAUUUAGUUCUAGUCUUAAAAUCUUGAUUUAGCAAUUUUGGAAUUAAAGUGUUCAUAAGUUAAAUGAACUGUGCAAUGAAGGCUGUUAGAUUAUAUAGAAAGAAGGGUAGUCAACGUGAGUGGAACAUGUUACAACAUAGGAUCUAUACUAAUUCUUACUACGUCAAAUAAUAAGGGUUCUCAUUUGGUACCAGUACCUUUUUGGUCCUCAUAUUAAGAGAAGGAGUAAGCAGAAAAACUUAAAGAAAACUGCUUUGGGCCAUUUGUUCUUUAUUAAAUAAAUAAAAUAGAUUAAAAUGAGAGUUAUCUUUUCAUUUGAAAUAAAAUGACUGGACUAAGACGGUCCUUCUAAUUGUAACUCUCCGUGUUUGACAGGUGAUGUAAUGUAUUAGAAAGAAUGCAGGCUUAGGUGAAUGGUAGACCUGAAUCUGAAUCCACGCUCUCCCCUGCUACCUUUGGAGCAAGUAACUUAAUUUCUUGAGCUUCAACUGUAAAAUGGGAAUCAUAUGUAUUUUACUGUAGUGUAAUUUGGAACAAACCAUUAAAUGGGCAAAUGGCCCAGUCCAGUG
Molecule: messenger RNA, 3634 nt
Organism: Chlorocebus sabaeus (green monkey)
Lineage: Eukaryota; Metazoa; Chordata; Mammalia; Primates; Cercopithecidae
Gene: ARMC2
Product: armadillo repeat containing 2
Biological process (GO): cilium organization; sperm axoneme assembly
Molecular function (GO): protein binding
Source: RefSeq, a predicted model, not a curated record